AGAUCCCAGGUCUUUCGAACCUGAGUCCAGAGGGAGUCUCGUUGCGACAGUUCUGUCUCUGUGUGUUCCGGGGAAAGUGUGUGUGUGUGUGUGAGCUCCAGCACUGCUGAUCCAUCACCUGUGUGUCUGGAUAACCCUCUGAAUGGACUUUGUGCCCUUUUUUCUGAAGCGUUUACCUCGGACUAUAGGAGCUAGCUUAGCAUGCUAGCUGGAAACACCAGAGCAACACGAGUCAGAGUGAGAGUUUGAUGGAGAGGAACAGUGCGUUUAACGGAGUGUGCAGGGAAAGGUGAUUUAGUCAACAUGAGUACAGUCCAAAUGCUGCUCGCGUUGAAGAAGCAGCAACUCACUGCUUCUGCUGAAGAGAUGUUUGCUCUGUUUGAAAAAACGAUAGCAGAGUACGAGGAGGAACUGUGUCGUUCAGAAGAGAAGAACGACAGACUCCAGAAACUACUGGACUCUGUUUUGCAGCCCCAGCUUCGGAUUCACACAGCAGACGUCCAGCAGCUGGUGGUGGUUACAGAAGAGGUUCUCCCUGAACAGCAGGAGUGGAGCUCCAAUCUGGACCAGGGAGUCCCAGAGUCCCCCCCACACAUUAAACAGGAACAGGAGGAACUCUGGAGCAGUCAGAAGGGGGAGGAGCUUCAAGAGCUGGAGGAGGCUGAUAUCACCAAGUCUACAUUCACUCCUGUCCCUGUGAAGAGUGAAGAUGAUGAAGAGAAACCUCAGUCCUUACAGCUUCAUCAAAGACAGGCUGAACACAUGGAAACAGGAACUGAUGGAGAGGACUGUCGGGGACCAGAACCAGCCAGGAACUCGGAUCCAGAGAGCCGUUUACAACCAAAGACUGAGGACAACAGUCAAAACUGUUCUGAACCAGAGACUGAAGACUCUUCUGAACCAGAGACUGAAGACUCUUCUGAACCAGAGACUGAAGACUCUUCUGAACAAGACACUGAAGACUCUUCUGAACAAGACACUGAAGACUCUUCUGAAGCAGAGGCUGAAGUCAGAGCUGAUUGGAAGGAGACCACAGAACAUCCAUCAGUCUCAAACUUACUGAAAAAUAGACCACAAUCUGUCAGUGAUUCACAACAUAGUGCUGGAAAGAAACUAUUUGAGUGCUCUGUGUGUAAGAAAUCUUUUACACAGAAUGGAAGUUUAAAGACACACAUGAUAAUCCACACAGGAGAGAAACCAUAUAGCUGCUCAGUUUGUAACAAAUCUUUUGCACAGAAUGGAAGUUUAAAAAGACACAUGAGAAACCACACAGGUGAGAAACCAUAUAGUUGCUCAGUUUGUAAGAAAUGUUUUUCAGAGAGUGGAAGUUUAAGGAAACACAUGAGAAUCCACACAGGAGAGAAACCAUAUAGCUGCUCAGUUUGUAAGAAAUCUUUUACACGGAGUGGACAUUUAAAGAAACACAUGAGAACACACAUGAGAUAAACCAUUCAGCUGCUCAGUUUGUGACAAAAGAUUGACAUGGCUUAGUGUUUUGAAAAGUUACAAUUGUGUUGGUCUUCAACCCUCACUGCUUCAAUCUCAAUGAAAGUCAAAAUGAGCAAUGUAUUGUUCUUUAUUUCUAAAUGUUUUGUAUCACUGCCAUCCUGUUAAUAAAGUGUUUUAAAUAAA
Messenger RNA from Eleginops maclovinus (Patagonian blennie), 1632 nucleotides. RefSeq names its product zinc finger and SCAN domain-containing protein 31-like. Bases 304 to 1446 code for a protein of 380 amino acids. The transcript is spliced from 2 exons. Gene Ontology annotation, biological process: regulation of transcription by RNA polymerase II. Gene Ontology annotation, molecular function: DNA-binding transcription factor activity, RNA polymerase II-specific; RNA polymerase II cis-regulatory region sequence-specific DNA binding. The record is from RefSeq and is a predicted model, not a curated record. NCBI's taxonomy places the organism in Eukaryota, Metazoa, Chordata, Actinopteri, Perciformes, Eleginopidae.